Nothobranchius furzeri (turquoise killifish) is the source of this 876-nucleotide messenger RNA. Lineage: Eukaryota; Metazoa; Chordata; Actinopteri; Cyprinodontiformes; Nothobranchiidae. The record is from RefSeq and is a predicted model, not a curated record.
AUGGGGCUGCACUUCAUCAUGGAACAUCUGGAUCAACCAAGGACAACAAUGACGACAGUGAUUGUUUUUCCUCUUCUCUUUGCUGCUCUUCUUGCCGUCGGGUCAUGCGGCAUGCCAGGUGGCUUAUCGGACAUAGAUCCCAACUCUCCAGAAUUCCAAGAGGCUAUGAAUUUUGCUGUUGCUGAAUACAACAGACACACCAACGACUUUUACUACCGCAAAGUGAUAAGAGUGUUAAGUGCGCAGAGUCAGCUGCAUCACAUAACUGAUGUGGUUGCAGGUGAAAAUAUAUACAUGACUUUGAUUCUAGCCAGAACUCCAUGCAGGAAGACCGAUCCAUCUAGUAAACACUGUCCCAUCCACAUUCACCCACACCAUGCUAAGCAUUAUACCUGCACGUUUGUUGUGUGGAGCCGCGCGUGGCUAAAUGAUAUCCAGCUUGUGGAGACGAAAUGUCAGUGAGCUUCGUGGGAUUGGUGGAGUUUGCACAAUAAACUUCACUCCGAGUUUGAUCACUUUUCGGAUGCACUUCUACAGUAUUAACAUCUAAUUUUAGCUUUACAGCUUCUUUCAAACUUCAUUAUAAAAUGGAUUAUUUGGUGCUUCAACAUAAAAAUGCAUAAAUCUUUCUGUUAAAACCCUACAUGAUUGUAUUACAUGGUUUGAUAUACUUUCAUGAUCAUGUGUGUGUGUGAUCUAUGUAAACAGGUCCCUUUUGGGCUCCAGAUGGUUCUUAUUCUGAUGUGAUUUGCCUGAGUAGUCUUUUCUUCAGGUACUCAAUAAGGCUUUGAAGCAGAAUACAAAAACUAUAAAUACUAAUUACCACCUGACACUUGACUUGUCCAGUUUUUCUUUUUUUCCCAUUUUGAGUUUAAU